Molecule: messenger RNA, 1851 nt
Organism: Uncinocarpus reesii 1704
Lineage: Eukaryota; Fungi; Ascomycota; Eurotiomycetes; Onygenales; Onygenaceae
Exons: 3
Coding region: 1-1851 (616 amino acids)
Source: RefSeq, a predicted model, not a curated record
AUGGUUUCGACGGCGGCAACCACGCUGAUAACGUUCAUGCUCCGGACUCCACCGAACACGCAUUCGUUGAAGCUCCUCGGGUCAUGGGAUAACUUCUCACAGGAGUAUACUAUGGAGCGAGAUACGCGGACCGGGCCGGACCAUUGGCGAGGAUGCCAUGUCUUUACUAAUAUAAUCUGCGAUGGUAACCUCAGCACUACUCAGGCUGGUCGGGAUGGUGGAUUGAGGAUGGGUGGGACAUAUUGGUAUUAUUAUCGACUUAAUGGCGAUGUCGAUUAUUAUAAUGAAGCUGAGCCGUGGACGACCUCCUGUCCCUUUCUCCCUGGCCAGCCCAUCAAUAUCCUCAAUGUUCCUAUCCACCUUCCUUCAGCAGAUUCACGGCAUAAACGCGAGAGCAGUACGGUUUCACAGCGAUCCAUUCCCCAAACGAUGAAUCCCGAUGACAAAUAUCUGAAUCCCAGACCCCCGCCGCGGCCCAGACUUCCACGUCUCCUCACAUCCACCGGAGGAAACCGUAGUCGAGAGGCAUUGACGUCUCCGAUUGCGUCGUCACCUCAGCAUCCAGUACAUGGAAGAAGCGCGUCACAUCCACGAGACUUGCCGGCACGCCGGAAAUUUCGAGUUUCUGCAAAACUAACGUUGGAUGCGGCGCCGCCAACUCUACACUCGACGAAGGGAAGCGCUCUUAGAACUGCAUUUCUGAAUUUCAAGACUCCUCGUUCUGUAGGGAAGGACGCGGAGAACGAAAAGCGGUUUUACUCGAAUGGGAGAGAAGACGAGAUGGGCUACAAAGUGGACGACCAAAGAGGAAGGAGUCCUCGAAGCAAUACUCCAUCUCCAUCACAUUUUCCGUUGGCAUCUGGGCAUUCAGGCCAGACUUUACAAGUUCCGGUUAAAAUAUACGGUGGCAAACGACGUCCUGCGUCACCAUUUGGGAGUAGAUCUGCAAGCAGAUCUGCAUCUCAAACUCGAGACAGGUCACCCCUGCGAACUCCCAUGGAAUUCCAGCAAAACCACGUCGCUGAAUCUCCAUAUAGAGUGCAAGACGAUACAGAGUCGCCUGUCCAAGACCUCGACCUCAGUGACCCGCCUUCGUUGAUGGUCCCCUGUAAAUUGGAUCUUGGCAGCACCAUUGAUUUGAAUGAAAAACGCCUCCCUACGCUUCCAAACAGUCCUUCCUCUGUCCUGGACGAAGAGCUACGAAGGAUGGGCUUCAAAUCCCCUGUGCUGGAUAUAGAUGCUUUGCAUAGUCAUUUCUCUGCAUCUACUGCUGCAUCAGCUAAUAUGUCUCCAAAUUCCUUUCUGCAGGCUUGUGAUAGUCGUUUUUCAGAAUGCAGUACGGAUACCGACGCAUUGUCGCCAAGUUCAAUGACUUCUGGGUCUACAUUCAAUAACGACGGUUCUUUGUCCUCCAGGCGGAGUUUUAGCACCAGCGAGCCGAUAGAGGUUGCGUCAAUUCAGACGGCGCUCCCAAGGCUUGCAGGUCUGCGCAUCACAGACGACUCUGAUCUAUUGUUGCCCCAUCUUCACUAUUUUGAUACACCAUCGCCGCCUACCACUGUUCCCGCUGAGUCUCUUUCAGAUAUCCGCAUCUCGGCAUUGCAUAUUGCAAAGAAAGUGCAACCUUCUGACAUUCCAGUGUCAGAGUCGAAGGUACACUUGCUCAAUGGACGGGCACCAGAUUCCGGACUUCCAACACCACGAGCUAGUGGGGAACAAAUGAUGGAGCGUAUGGGUGGAUCAUCAAAACAGCGGCCUUCAGCUCAUAUGCACAACAUGAUGCAGGAAAUAAUGGAUGAAUUGAGCUACUUAGGGGGUAUGAUUAAUGUUGAUAGUCCGGUGCAUGAUUAA